Messenger RNA from Oikopleura dioica, 774 nucleotides. The record is from the annotation of a GenBank genome assembly. Lineage: Eukaryota; Metazoa; Chordata; Appendicularia; Copelata; Oikopleuridae.
AUGAGACUCACUUCUCGAGUAGCAAAAGCGUUGAGCGGCAAAACUGCGAUUGUCACUGCUUCUACCGAUGGUAUCGGAUUCGCUAUCGCGAAGCGAUUAGCGCAGGAUGGGGCCAAAGUUUGGAUCUCGUCGAGAAAGCAGGAAAAUGUCGAUUCUGCGCUUGAGGAGCUUCGGGGAAUGGAUUUGGAUGUUGAUGGAAUGGUCUGUCACGUGGGCAACAGAGAUCACCGACAUGAGCUGAUUGAGACGGUCAUGGAAAAAGACAAGAGCUUGAACAUUCUUGUUAGCAACGCCGCAGUGAAUCCAUUUUUCGGAAGCAUUCUCGACACUCCCGAAGCCUCCUGGGACAAGAUCUUCGAGAUCAACGUGAAGAACGCGUUCCAGCUUAUUCAAGAAUGCGUUCCGCAUCUCGCCCAAAACGAAAUGAGCAACAUCACAACUAUCGCCUCCAUCGCUGGUUAUCAGCCCAUGCCCAUGCUUGGCGCUUACUCUGUUUCAAAAACCGCUCUUAUUUCGCUUUCAAAAGUCCUGGCCAUGGAGCUCGCCGAUGAGGGCAUCAGAGUCAACACUGUCUGCCCAGGCGUCGUCAAGACCAAAUUCGCCGGCGCCAUCGUCGAGAUGGAAGACCAAGUUUCGCAGCAAUUCGCGCUGAAGCGAUUUGCUGUUCCAGACGAAAUGAGUGGCAUUGUGGCCUUUCUCUCCGACGACGAACGCGCGUCGUACGUUACUGGAGAAUCGUACACUGUAUCGGGCGGAGGAAACUUCCGACUGUAA